AUGGAGAUUGAGCCCGGAUAUGUGGGCAACCUUGACUCAACACAGGAGCAGAAACUCCAACAGUUCUGGAGGAUCUUGAUGCAAUCCUGGGACACGGAGCUUCCUCCGUUGGAUCCAGCCCGCAGAUCUUCAAUUUCAUCAAAUGCUACCAGCAAAGGAAAUCGGCGCUUCUUCUCUCUUGGUCGGUCACCAGCCCAGCCAACGGAGGAAGAACUUGCUGCGAUUCCGGCAAACCUACUAUCAACUCUCAAAAGCCUUGAUGCUGGGCCAAGCGAGCUGAAGGUAGUCGGAUCCCUCCUGAUCAAACUUCCUGGAGACAAACUGCAAUCUGCCUUUUUGACUCUCCUCAAACAAGACCAUCCUGACGCGCUCCUAUUGCGCUUCCUCCGUGCAGAGAAAUGGAAUGUUCCCAAGGCGUGGAUUAAAUUUGUUUCGUCAUUGAAUUGGCGAGUCAAUGAAUACAAGGUCGACGAAGAAGUCAUGAUUAAAGGAGAGGAACAUAAUCUUCAAAAGUCGCGACUGGAGGAUAACUCUGCCGACAAAAAAGAUGGCGAGGGCUAUGUGCUUCAACUCAACUCCGGAAAGGGGUACCUACAUGGUUGCGACAAAUGGGGCCGUCCUAUUUGUGUCGUUCGAGUCCGAAUCCAUGACCCGAGUCAACAAACACAAAAGGGCCUGUUUGACUAUAUCAUUCAUUGCAUCGAAUCUGUGCGCUAUUUACAAGUGCCACCUGUCGAGUCAAUGGCUAUUGUGUUCGACCUUACGUCCUUCAGCCUUUCCAAUUGGGACUUCCCUCCUGUCAAGUUCAUCAUUGAUAGCUUCCAAGAGAACUAUCCCGAAUCGCUCGGGGCUAUGAUUUUCUACAAUGCGCCUUGGAUAUUUUCCGGAUUCUGGAAGAUCAUCCACGGAAUCCUCGACCCGGUAGUCGCAUCUAAGGUUCACUUCAUCAACGGUGCGAAAGACUUGGAGAAGCUAGUUCCAAAAUCCCAAAUCUUGAAGGAAAUCGGCGGCGAGGAAAAUUGGGACUACAAGUACAUCGAGCCCGUACCCCAAGAGAACGACAGGCUGAAGGAUACAGCCACACGGGAUGUCAUCCUUGGUGAGCGGAAGAGCCUUGGAGACGAACUAUUCAGUGUCACCGCCAAUUGGAUUUCCCAAACCGACGUCGAGUCUUCGCUGGUUCGUCGUGACGAGGUGAUCAAACGCUUGAGUGCGAACUAUUGGAAGCUUGAUCCUUACGUGCGCGCUCGGAGCCUCCUUGAUCGUACCGGUGUUAUCAAAGAAGAAGGAAAGAUUGAUUUCUAUCCUACUAAAGUUCCGAACAAGGUCGAUGAGAAGUUGAGUGUGGUGACUGAGCACAUUGAUGAGGCACAACCAGCGGCAGUGACUGCUUGA
Molecule: messenger RNA, 1395 nt
Organism: Penicillium cataractarum
Lineage: Eukaryota; Fungi; Ascomycota; Eurotiomycetes; Eurotiales; Aspergillaceae
Product: CRAL-TRIO domain-containing protein
Exons: 4
Coding region: 1-1395 (464 amino acids)
Source: RefSeq, a predicted model, not a curated record